Molecule: messenger RNA, 2249 nt
Organism: Blepharisma stoltei
Lineage: Eukaryota; Ciliophora; Heterotrichea; Heterotrichida; Blepharismidae
Source: the annotation of a GenBank genome assembly
AUGACAUUCAGCUCACUUCCCUGUACUUUAAAUUGGAACAAAAAAUCCUAAUUCAAUUUAAAGAGGUUAAUUUUUUGUUUUAAAAAAUCUCAUAAAUUCUUAAAAAUAUUAAUUUAGUCAAAUAUUUUUGAAUUUUAAUUUUUUAUAAGAAUUAAUUCAAAAAAUUAAUCAAUUCAGUGUGAAAACUGUUUAAAUAAUAUUCUACUUACACUUUUACUAUUAAUUAAGCUUUAUAAAACUUAUUAUUUUCAUCUAUAAAAUUUUCCUAUUGAAAAAAAUUUUGGUUUAAGUACCCAAAAAAUGAAUAUUUUACAAUAUUUAUUCCAUUUAAAGUGGGGAGUCAGAAGAAAAAGAAAUAUUGUAUUACGUCGAGAUAUCUUCUGCUAUUCCAAGUUUUUUAGGCACUAGUUUUAUAUGCUUAGCUUAUAUCUAUUUCAAAGAGCUUCGAGGAUUUACAUUUCGAUUAGUCGUCUACCUUGCCAUAGCAGACAUGUUUACAGCUCUUUCAUUUGCUGUCCCGCAUUAUCUCAGUCAAGAACUUUGCUUAAUCCAAGCUUUGGUUUUGAAUUAUUCCUCAUUAGCCAGUGUUUUAUGAACCAGCGUCAUUGCAUUCACUCUAUACCGAGGUGUUGUAAACGAAGAAAUGGAGCUUGAAGGCUCAGAAAUUAACUGCAUAUUCUUUGCAUGGGGAAUUCCUUUGCUGUUAGAGUUUCUUCCUUUUAUAACAGAAAGCUAUGGAUAUGCUGAAGGCUGAUGCUGGAUAAAAAUCCAGAACUUAGAAAGUGACAUAAACUUUCAGUCAGCGACAUACAGAUAUGGGAUGAUUUGAAGAAUGGUAACAUAUUAUAUUCCUUUAUGAAUUGUAGAAAUAAAAUGGUGUAGUUAAGAACAAGAAGAACUCCAAGGCGGGGUAAAUAUGGAAUAGGUAGAGCCUAUCCUGAUGAAGCUGAAAUAGUAUCUAUUUCACUUUGCGAGUAGGCUUUAGGCUUGGGGAAGCCUUGCUGAAAAGGAAAGAUCUUUCUCCCGAAGGUUUUCCUGUCCCUGCCUGCAAGGUGGGGUAGACAAGUUUUGCCUAUUAUAUAAUCUCUUCUUAUUAAAACCAUCAGGGCACCUCACAAAUUGUGGUUCUUCUGAGCGAACUAAUCCCUUUGACAGGUGGUUCAGGUAAAAGGGAAACCUUUUUGAGCCAAGAUGGGUGACGGUUAGUGAGUUUAUCUGUUUAUAGCCAGUAUAUCCUUAGCUUAAACUUUAUGAAUUGUGAUAAUUUACAAUUGUUUAGUAUAUUGAAAAGUUACUAACAGAGUCAUGGAAACUAUGGAUGAUGUUUCAAGUGAUAACAGGACACGACAUUUAAUUCUCAAUAGGCUUAGGCUUUAUCCAUUUAUUUUGGUAUUUUGCCAAGUGCCAGUCACAAUACACAGAAUUUAUGCAUUUUUUGAUUAUAAUGAACUUGCGAUGUUUAUUUUGGCAAUUUGUGCAGGAUUUUUUCUAUUAAUUAAUGGGUUUUUAAACGCUUUUGUGUAUGGGUUUACUGAUAGUGUUAAACAAAGCAUAUAAAAUGGUGUGGCAACUCAGCCCACCCUCUUGAUGCGUGCAACUGGCUUCGUUCUUGUAUUUGCCAGGGACUAGGGGAAGGAGUUUGGUAUUCAGGAAGUAUAUCUGGCCAGAUGUUUUUCUUGGCUUGGUGGAGUUCAAUGACUAGCUUUCGAACGCAAGUUCUCUCCAGGUCGAGGUUUUUUACCUCAGAGGGGAAAGAGCAGAGAAUUGGAAAGGGAUCUCCCAACAAUACCAGCAGCCAAUGGUCUGAUCAAUCGGGACUAUUUCCCAGCACGAGCCCAAGGAGUUACGCACUGGGCUUCAGAUUUCUACUUUGACUGAGAGUGACUGGAAAAUUUAGCCCUUUUAAACUUUCUGUCUGGGCUACCUUUGCUGGAGACGUGGAGACGGCAUGGUGACGAGAGUCAUCCAACUGUCUUAAGUACGAGUGCUAGCCCGUAUCCAGGAAGGAGCAGUCUUUCGAGUUUGUACGCAAAAUGGCAAGCAGGGGAAGAGUGUGUUAAAGGCGAAGAUAGUCCUUCGGAAUUACAGUGAGCUUCACUAUAAGUUUAGUAAACAUAAUCGUAAAUGUUAAACAAAGCAUUAGGAAAAGAUUGUACCCUGAAGAAUUUGUUCAAAUAAGAAACGCAAAUACUCUCUUUGGGUCUGUAGAAAGCCAAUCAGCGUUAUUUCUCGGCUCAACAUUAAUGUAA